Molecule: messenger RNA, 3212 nt
Organism: Menidia menidia (Atlantic silverside)
Lineage: Eukaryota; Metazoa; Chordata; Actinopteri; Atheriniformes; Atherinopsidae
Source: the annotation of a GenBank genome assembly
UUUUUUUGUCAUUGUCAUAUUAGCGGUAAAAUCUGAAAAAUAUGCAUUGAUCCAGCAUCCAUUGUUAUUCCUGUUUUUAUGGACUGAGAAGUCGAGAUGGAUUCAACACUUAUUGAAAGCUUUUUUUUACCCUCCCAUUCAUCUUAGUUGAGAACAAGUUUUUGCCAAACAGAGGAGUGUUUGCCCAGGAAGAAUUCUCCACUCUCCAGAAACUGGAUGGGAAGGAGAAUCUUUGACCUUGGAAAAUGAAGAUGUUGUUGCCAUGGGAACUGUUAAUCCUUCUGUCACUCACAGGGUGCCUCGCUGAAAAUGCUCGUCAUGGUCCUGUCUUCACACAGGAGCCGAGUGACAGUAUUUUCCCAAUGAGCUCUGGUGAUAAGCUGGUGUUUAUUAAUUGCAAAGCAAAGGGAAACCCACCUCCACAUUAUAGGUGGAAAAUGGAUGGCAGGGAUAUAAACACAGACUCGGACUUAAACUACAGCCUUGUAGAGGGCAACCUGCUGAUCAACAACCCUCAUUUCAUCAACCAUGGAGGUGUGUAUCAGUGUAUCGCCACCAACCCAUUUGGGACCGUUGUCAGCAGAGAGGCGGACGUCCAGUUUGCAUUUCUGCAGAACUUCAGCACGAAGCCGAGAAGGACGGUGUCGGUGAGGGAGGGUCAAGCUGUGGUUCUGCUGUGCAGCCCCCCACCGCAUCACGGAGAGAUUAAAUAUUCAUGGGUUUUCGACGGACAGAGUGGUUUCCUGCAGCAGGAUGCUCGGCGUUUCAUCUCUCAGAGGACGGGGAACCUGUAUAUAGCAAAAGUGGAAGCCUCGGACGCAGGGAAUUAUACGUGUGCAGUGAGGAACAUGAUGACCAACACCACAGUGUUCAGCUCUCCAACCCCAGUGGUGGUGCGCCGGGAUGUGAUGGGUGAAUACGAGCCGAAGAUCGAGGUCCAUUUUCCCGACAAGCUUCACGUCUCCAAAGGUUCGUCAGUGAAGCUGGAAUGCUUCGCCUUAGGAAACCCAGUGCCUUCCAUCUCAUGGAGAAGAGCUGAUGGAAAUCCUCUGCCCGGCAAGAUCAAAAUCAACCACUCCGCCGGGGUUCUCGAAAUUCCAUACUUUCGCCCAGAGGAUGCUGGUGUGUACGAAUGCGAAGCAAUAAACAGCAGAGGAAGAAAUGUUGCCAAAGGGCAGCUCAUGUUCCAAAAUGUUGAGCAUCUACACUGGUCUCAAACAUUGAAAGAUGCCUAUAUGGCAAUUGAUGCCAACCUGCAGUGGGAAUGCAAAGCAAUUGGAAAGCCCAGGCCUACAUACAGAUGGUUGAAGAACGGUCAGCCAGUAACAGAGACGAGGAGGGUCCGUGUUGAAGCUGGCCGAUUGACCAUCUCUAAAAUCAGCCUGUCAGACUCUGGGAUGUAUCAGUGUGUGGCAGAAAAUGAAUUUGGAUCUGUCUAUGCUAGUGCUGAGCUUAAAGUUGUUGCCUCACCACCUGACUUUAGCCAGCGGCCCGUGAAGAAGUCCACAGUGAUCCAGAGGGGGCAAGAGGUGGUGUUAGAGUGCCGCCCCAGUGCUUCCCCUAGGGCCUCAAUCUCCUGGUGGAGAAGAGGUGAACUCCUGAAGACCAGUGAGAGGUACACGUGUCUGGCCAGAAACCAUUUUGGAGCAUCCAGCAGCACAGGGACACUGGUGGUGAAAGAGCCCACCAAGAUCAUUGUCCCCCCUUUGAGUUCUGACGCCACUGUGGGACAGAGUCUCGUGCUUCCCUGUGAGGUGUCCAGUGAUUCUUCCCUGAGUCCCAUCUUCAAGUGGUUUUUCAACGGCAAAGCCAUUGAUUUCAUCAGGCAGGAGCACUUUGAGAUGAUUGGAGGGGGAUUUGCAGGAGACCUGAUGGUGAGAAACAUUCAACUAAAGCACUCUGGGAAGUAUGUGUGUAUGGUACACACUGAAGUUGACACUGUUUCAGCAGCGGCAGACUUAAUUGUCAGAGGACCUCCUGGGGCCCCAGAGAGUCCAUUGGUGACUGACAUUACCGAUACUACUGUACAACUGUCCUGGGGCUCUGGACCUGACAACCACAGUCCCAUCACAAUGUACAUGGUGCAAGCCAGAACUCCUUUUUCUAUUGGCUGGCAGACUGUCAGAACAGUUCCUGAUUCUGUGCCUGGACAGAUGAUGCAAGCAACAGUGAGAGAUUUGAUCCCCUGGGUGGAUUAUGAAUUCAGGGUGUUGGCAAUCAACGGUGUUGGAGUUGGAGAACCCAGCACACCAUCUAAACAGAUUCGAACCAAAGCAGCAGCUCCCAAGGUUGCACCAGUUUACGUGAGUGGAGGCGGGGGAGCUCAAGGAGAACUUGUUAUUAUGUGGGAGCCAGUUGCAGAGGAACAGCAGAGUGGAGAGGACUUUGGCUAUGUUGUGGCUUUCCGCCCACUUGGCAGCAGCACUUGGAUCCAGACGGUGCUGGCUUCCCCUGAAGCAUCCAGAUAUAUCUACAGAAAUGACAGCAUUGUUCCCCUGUCUCAGUUUGAGGUGACUGUGGGUGUGUACAACAGCAUGGGAGAGGAACCCUCAGAGGUGCCAUCAAGCGUACUGGCCCGCGCUCUGUCAGCCUCUGAGAUCGAGGUGUCCUGGGAACCAGUUCCUCAUGGGCCCGGCGGCAAGAAAAUCAUUUCAUAUGAGGUUUUCUUUAGGGAGGAAGGAUCUCGGCAGACUGAAGCAGACACAGUUACGGUUAUCAACAGCACGGCUCUACUGUCUGGCUUGAAGAGCAGCACCACUUACCUGAUCUCUGUCAGGGCACAGAACAGCGCUGGACUCGGACCCAGCAGUUCCUGUGUAAACAUCACCACCAAGAAACCGCCUCCAAAGCAGCCUCCUGGCAGCAUUGAGUGGAACCUGACCAACUCGAAGAUCUUUCUAAAUUGGGAACACGUCAAGGCAAUGGGGAAUGAGUCUGAGGUGACUGGAUACAAGGUUGCUUAUCGCCAGGACUGGUAUGGACGGACAACUGUACUUGAAACCAAUAAAACCAAUGUGGAACUGAAAAUCCCUUCAGGAGAGGGCUACGUAAUUGAGAUCAAACCCCUGACUGAAGGGGGUGAUGGCACCAGCAGUAGUCCCAUUCGCAUUCCAAAGAUGUCCAGUAAGUUUCAAAAACUUUGCAGCAUACAGAUUAUUAAAGGGAAAAAAAACGUCUUAACUCAGAAGGAUGUGUGUGCGAAGUUUCAAUGA